UAUGUAAGGCCUGUGCAAGGCUUGAGUGAUGGAUCAAAUCUCAUCACCCACCAGAGGACUCAAACAAAGGAGAAGACCCAUGUUUGGCAGGGAGUGUGGCUGAGGUUUCAGUCAGAAGUGAAAACUCGUCCGCCACCAGAGGGGACACUCUAGGGGGAAUUCCUAUUUCCAGGGAGUGUGAGCAAGUGUUCAGUAUGCUUUCAAAUCUCAUCAAACACCAGAGUAAACACAAAGGGGAGAAACCCUAUGUUCCCAAUGAGUGUGGAGAAAGCUUCAGUGAGGGGUCAGCUCUUAUCUCGCACAAGAGGACACGCACAGGGGAAAAGCCCUAUGUUUGCAGUGAGUGUGGGCAAGACUUCAGUGAGCUGUCAGGUCUCAUCAGACAUCAGAGGAGACACACAGGGGAGAAGCCCUAUAUUUGCAGUGAAUGUGGGCAAGGCUUUACAGUGAGUUCAGCUCUGAAGGCACACCAGAGGACACACUCAGGGGAGAAGCCCUAUAUUUGCAGGGAGUGUGGGCGAGGCUUCAGUCAGGUAUCAAAUCUCAUCAUGCACCAGAGGACACACACAGGGGAGAAGCCUUAUGUUUGCAGGGAGUGUGGGCGAGGCUUCACUCAGGCAUCUACUCUCAUCACACACCUGAGGACACACACAGGGGAAAAGCCAUAUGUUUGCAGUGAAUGUGGGCGAGGGUUCAGUCGGAAGUCAAAUCUCACCACACACCUGAGGACACACACAGGGGAGAAGCCCUUUGUUUGCAGGGUAUGUGGGCGAGGCUUCAUUGACAGCUCAUCUCUCAAAGUACACCAGAGGAGACACAUAGGGGAGAACCCCUAUGUUUGCAUUGAGUGUGGACGAAGUUUCAGUAAGGGGUCGCAACUCAUUUCACACAAGAGGACACACACAGGAGAAAAGCCCUAUGUUUGUAGUGAUUGUGGGCGAGCCUUCAGUCAGAAGUCACAUCUCAUCAACCACCAGAGGACACACACAGGGGAGAAGCCCUAUGUUUGCAGUGAUUGUGGGCGAGGCUUUAGUGAGCUGUCAAGUCUCAUUGUACACCAGAGGAUACACACAGGGGAGAAACCUUAUAUUUGCAGUCAAUGUGGGCGAGGCUUCAGUCGGACAUCACAUCUCAUCAACCACCAGAGGACACACACAGGGGAGAAGCCCUAUAUUUGCAGUGAGUGUGGACGAAGCUUCAGUCAGGGGUCACAUCUCAGCUCACAUAAGAGGACACACACAAGGGAGAAGCCCUAUGUUUGCAGGGAAUGUGGGCAAGGCUUUACAGUGAGUUCAGCUCUGAAGACACAUCAGAGGACACACUCAGUCACUUGGACUCGACAACUGCUGAUGAAAGGGCAUUGCCAGCUUUCUAGGAAUCAUAGUUCAUUAAAUGAGGGUGACCAAGACUGUAGAAUAACAGACCUAUUCACAACCUUGGUGAAGUGA
Suncus etruscus (white-toothed pygmy shrew) is the source of this 1448-nucleotide messenger RNA. RefSeq names its product histone-lysine N-methyltransferase PRDM9-like. Gene Ontology annotation, molecular function: histone H3K4 methyltransferase activity; histone H3K36 methyltransferase activity; recombination hotspot binding. Bases 195 to 1448 code for a protein of 417 amino acids. The transcript is spliced from 3 exons. Gene Ontology annotation, cellular component: nucleus. Gene Ontology annotation, biological process: positive regulation of reciprocal meiotic recombination. The record is from RefSeq and is a predicted model, not a curated record. NCBI's taxonomy places the organism in Eukaryota, Metazoa, Chordata, Mammalia, Eulipotyphla, Soricidae.